Messenger RNA from Solea solea (common sole), 984 nucleotides. RefSeq names its product metalloproteinase inhibitor 3-like. Gene Ontology annotation, cellular component: extracellular matrix. The record is from RefSeq and is a predicted model, not a curated record. The coding region runs from base 172 to 792 and encodes 206 amino acids. The transcript is spliced from 5 exons. NCBI's taxonomy places the organism in Eukaryota, Metazoa, Chordata, Actinopteri, Pleuronectiformes, Soleidae. Gene Ontology annotation, molecular function: metalloendopeptidase inhibitor activity; protease binding. Gene Ontology annotation, biological process: negative regulation of endopeptidase activity; negative regulation of membrane protein ectodomain proteolysis.
GAAAGUCCGGGGCGGAGUCUGCUGCUGCGGGAAUAACAGCGAGGAGACGCGAGACGCCAGGAUAGAAGUUCGUAGACACCUGCGGGAAUCUCCAGCUCUCUGUGACGCCGUGUACAUCCGUGAGUUUGUCCCGUACUCUGUUGAAGCCCGGGGACAGUGACCUAAACAGAGAUGACCUGGACAGUCCACACGUGUCUUAUCACGCUCGCCAUCCUCUGUGUUUGGCAGGCUGAAGUAGCAGAAACAUGCCGCUGCAUGAGACAUCCUCAGGAGCAAUUCUGCUCCGCAGACGUGGUUUUGAAGGCAAAAGUACUUGGAGGGCUCAAGGUUGUAAGAGCUAAGCAUGGAAGCCUAAGCUUGAAAGGGUACAACAUCGAAGAGCUCAAGUCAUUCAAAGGGAACUGCAUUAAAAUUCAUACCAUCUAUACGUUCACCACCUCCUCUCUGUGUGGGAUAACUCUGAAGUAUAACACGGAAUAUCUCCUCUCAGGCUCAUUUCUGGACGGGAGGCUGCAUGUCAGCUCCUGCGGUUUAGUCAGACAGUGGGAUACGUUGACUGACAGCCAGAGGGAGGGCGUGGUCUCCCAGUAUGAACAGGGCUGUGGUUGCAAGAUCACUCACUGCUACUCUUGGCCCUGUGCCGCCCGCAGCUCAGCGGAGUGUCUGUGGGGUAAUGAACCGACAGAGAUAAAGCUCUUUGGAAAACGGACCAUAGGCUAUACUUGUACCAUGAAGAGUGACAAGUCUUGUGCCUGGUGCAAGAACGGCGGAAAAGAUUGCAUUGUUGCUUAACUCUGCCACUAUGCCACAGAGUGAUCAGAAGACAAAUGCAAUAAAUAAAGUCAUCUCAGUGUUACUUAUUUUAUUUUCCUCUGAUUGAACACAUUUUAAUUCAGCGCUUUCUAAAGCCUCUACCCCACAAUCUAAAGCACUUUCUUAUAAACCGCCUUGCUUUCAAUUGAAAUAAAGGGAUAUGCAUCACAA